Molecule: messenger RNA, 10818 nt
Organism: Sphaeramia orbicularis (orbiculate cardinalfish)
Lineage: Eukaryota; Metazoa; Chordata; Actinopteri; Kurtiformes; Apogonidae
Gene: aspm
Product: assembly factor for spindle microtubules
Exons: 26
Coding region: 63-10667 (3534 amino acids)
Biological process (GO): spindle organization; mitotic cell cycle; establishment of meiotic spindle localization
Cellular component (GO): spindle pole
Molecular function (GO): calmodulin binding
Source: RefSeq, a predicted model, not a curated record
CGGACAACAUUUAAUAAAUAUACUGUCUGUUUACCAGGACAGUUGUGGUUUAGUUACAGAAAAUGACGGAAACGCUCACUUCAACGCGUGGAGGAUUUUUAGACUUCAGUCCGGUGAGAAGAGACAACAAUAACAAGGAAAAUGACCUUCCGGUUCUGAGUUUGAUCCAGUUUUCUAAGGCUCCGUUUGUAACGUUUGGAUCCGUAAAACUGGGAACCUCCAAGUCGGCUGUUCUGCGUAUUGACAAUCCUACCGAGGAUGCAGAAGCGGAGGUUACAGUGGAAAGGAUCCCAUCCAGUAAAGGCUUUUCUGUGGAUCACAACACCUUCACCAUUCAGCCUGAGGCCUCCUUCACUUUGACAGUAACUUGGACUCCAACAGAGGAAGGUGGAAUUCGAGAGCUUAUCAUUUUCAACGCCAAUGGAGUCCUCAAGCAUCAAGCUGUUCUUCUUGGGAGGGCAGAAGCACCAAAAAAGAAAAAGAAAACCUUAUGGGACUCAAUCAAAAACAAAAGACAGGGUGAAAAGGUAACUGUACCCAGGGGUAAGAAAAUGGAGCCAGCCCUGAAGAUGGCAGCCAAUAAAACUUUCCAAGUGUCACGAAAGCCAGAGUACAAACGGAGUAAGCCCCGUAGCCCACUGGCUUUGUUCAACGAAGGCAAAACUGUCAGCGAGAGAAGAUCCCUCUCCAAGCUUAGCGCUAUUGACAGUCACCCUCAGGAAUCGGAUGAGCAGAAGGUUUUAAAUGCUGCACAGAGGCGGUCCGUGGCGUUGUCGGACCAGGAGAACAUUCAUAAUGUGCAGACAAGUUCUCCUCACAUCCUUCUCAUUCCGGACACAAAGAUGUUAGACUCUGGCAAUGUUUCUGCUGGACAAGACAGAUUUUUGGGCAAACUUGAAAAUAAAGACCUUACCAAAAUGUUAAACAGGACGCUGUCCCCUAUUGGCACACCAGAGAGGUUCAAAAAGCUCAUGCCUCACAUUCAGUCUGUUGAAAGUCCAGCUCCUGUUGGUGCAGACACUGAUGAUGCUGACAGUGUGUUGAACAGAACUCCGGUUCUGUCUUUAAAAGAGGCCCUGGCCCUCAUUGACUCGGAUCUGCACCAUAUUAACACCACUCCUCCAGACAUUAAUUCUAGUUGUGAGUUUUCUGAUUCACUUGAAUCAAAGAGCGGCAAAGGAGAACAUCAGAUCAAAGCGGCCCCCGACAGCCCAGAGUCAAAUGAACCCAGACUGACUUUCUUUGUCAGCAAAAAAGUGGUUGUAAGUGAGGUUGUUUCAGAAGUAGAACCCGAUAAAGCUGUAACAAAAGUCAAAAAGACGUCUUUUACAUCUGCCACUGUGACGAAGAGCAAAGCACCAGUGGAGGCGAACAGUGCAAGUGGCCGGAAAAUAAAGAAGUCAAGACGGAGGCUGUUGGAGAAAACUCUGGAGCUGUCGGACUACAGCAGUCAGAACGAGUCUGGACCAGGGACUCCAUCCCUUCCUGUGAUAGAUGUGGACGCAGGACUCAAGGAUCAGCAAAGCUUUGUAUCUGGCGGGCAGGAAUGCCAGGAGUUCACAUCCUCCAGCCCCAGGUUGGGUGGAGCGCCUGCACCCAUCACCUUCCUUGUCACCUCUCCUCUGACUGUGGCUCCGUCUCACCUCUCUUUCUCGGUCUGUUCUCCGCCUGCACCUCCUGCUCCCAUCACAUUUACAGUUACAUCUCCAAAACCAACUCCUCCACUUCACCACAGCCUCACAUCAGUCCACCAAAUGUGUGAGGUGUCUCCAGUUGUUUCUGCACCACACCUUGUUUCGGCACCUCCACCUGCUCAGGAGGAAUCGUUCCCCAUUCACUUGACAGCGAACGGCAAGAAAAGGAAGAGUGAAGAGUUUCUAAGAAUCGAUGGAAAGACUGAGAAUGCUGGGAAAACAGAUCAGGUCAAGAGGAGUAGGGUGGCAACUGUAAAAAGUGAACCGAACAGAGUGGUGCAAGAGAAAAGAAAUGCAUCACAGAGACCGCGGCCGAGAGCAGCAGGCUCCAUACGCUCAGCGUCUUCCUCAUCUGUAAAGAGCACCAGGUCUGCAGUACCUCCUCAGACGAAGCAACACGGCGCCAAACUAACUUCUCGAGGUGCUCAUUCUGUGAAGUCGUCUGGCGUGUCGUCUGUGAGGAAGGCAAAAGUUGUCGCUGUAGCACAGUCGAAGCUCACCUUCAUUAAACCGGCCCAAACAGCCAUACCUCGACAUCCAAUGCCAUUUGCUGCCAAGAACAUGUUCUACGAUGAGAGGUGGAUUGAGAAGCAGGAGAGAGGAUUCACCUGGUGGAUCAACUACGUCCUCACCCCAGAUGACUUUAAAGUCAACACUGAAGUCACUAAAGUGAGUGCUGUAUCCCUUGCUAUGGGCAGCGACGACAGGUUCAGCGUUCCCAAAGCUCCCACCAAAGAGGAGAUGUCCUACAGCACCUACACAGCCCGACGGAAGCUAAACCGCCUGCGCCGUUCAGCCUGUCAGCUGUUCACGUCCGAGGCCAUGGUCAAAGCCAUUCAGAGGCUCGAGAUCGAGGUGGAGGCCAAGAGGCUGCUUGUGCGCAAAGAUCGCCAUCUUUGGAAGGACAUAGGUGAACGCCAAAAAGUUCUCAACUGGCUUCUUUCAUACAAUCCUCUGUGGUUACGGAUCGGGCUUGAGACGAUCUACGGGGAGCUGAUUUCACUGGAGAGCAACAGCGAUGCCUUGGGUCUGGCGAUGUUCAUCCUUCAGCGGCUGCUGUGGAACCCAGACAUCGCUGCAGAGUUCAGACACGCCAAAGUACCUCAUCUGUACAAAGACGGCCAUGAGGAGGCGCUGUCUCGCUUCACUCUGAAGAAGCUGCUGUUGCUGGUCUGUUUCCUGGACAAGGCCAAAGAGUCCAGACUGAUCGAGCAUGACCCCUGUCUGUUCUGCAUGGACGCAGAGUUCAAGACCAGUAAAGACCUGCUCCUGGCCUUCUCCCGGGACUUCCUGAGCGGAGAGGGGAUCCUCCCCCGACAUCUGGGCUUCCUCGGGUUACCCGUCUCCCACGUACAGACGCCCCUGGACGAGUUCAACUUUGCGGUGAAGAAUUUGGCAGUUGACUUGAAAUGCGGCAUCCGUCUAGUACGGGUGAUGGAGCUACUCAUCCAGGACUGGAGUUUGUCAGCGAAGCUCCGUCUUCCAGCCAUCAGCCGCCUUCAGAAGGUCCACAAUGUCGACAUCGCUCUGCAAGUGCUCAAGAGCAAAGGUGUCGACCUCAAAGACGACCACGGCUCCGUGAUUGACUCCAGAGACAUCGUAGACGGACACAGAGAGAAGACACUCAGCCUCCUGUGGAAAAUCAUCUUUGCUUUUCAUGUGGAGGUGAUUUUGGAUGAAGAUCAGCUGAGGGAGGAGAUUGGCUUCCUGAAGAAAACCCUGAGGACCAAGCGGCGGUUGUUGUCUCUGAGGGCCGAUCGAGGCUUUCAGGCGAGUCCUGCAAAGGCCAAGGCACCGUACGAACACAGCAGCACCAAGAUUACCCUGCUGAUGGACUGGGUCCGCUCUGUAUGUGACUUCUACAGUCUGAAGGUGGAGAACUUCACUGUGGCAUUCUCAGAUGGCCGUGUCCUCUGCCACCUCAUCCACCAUUACCACCCGAGUCUGCUGCCAGAGGAGGCCGUCAGUCACAGCACCACUCAGACUGUCGAGUGCUCACCAAGGGGUCGCCUGGAGCUCAACUGCUCUGCCAGCGACUCUGACAAUUCCUUCGACUUCUCGGCAACGGGCCCGAACGCCCCCGAUUCACCCUGUGUGGAAUUUAAAGAACUGCUGGAAAAUGAGAAAAACAACUUCAGACUUGUCAACUCUGCCGUGUCCUUCCUCGGUGGGGUUCCUGCUAUGAUCAAUCCAGCCGACAUGUCAAACACCAUCCCGAAUGAGAAGGUUGUGAUGUCUUACCUGUCCUUCCUGUGCACGCGUCUUCUCGACCUGCGGAAUGAAACCAGAGCCGCUCGAGUCAUACAGGCUGCCUGGAGAAAAUACAGACUAAAGAAAGACCUACAGCUCUUCCAGGAGAGAAACGCAGCUGCUGUGAAAAUCCAGUUUCUUGUGCGGAGUUUUCUUCAGCGACGCAGAGAGAAGAGGCAGAGUCGAGCCGCCGUCGUCAUCCAGGCAUUUUGGAGAGGUUACGUAGCCCGCAGGAAACUCAGGCUACAAAGAGAAGCUCAACUCCAGCUUCUGCGGAAUAAGGCAGCAACCACUAUCCAGGCUCAGUGGAAGAUGUUUUCAGCCCUCAAGGCUUUCCAACGCCUCAGAUAUUAUACCAUUGUUGUCCAAGCACAGUGGCGUAUGAGGAGGGCGGCGGCUGCUUAUGGAAGAAUGUACUGGGCAGCGACAGUCAUUCAGAAGCACUCUCGUGCAUGGGCUCUUGCAAAAAGACAGCGGUACAGCUAUCUAAUCCUCAGAACUGCGGCGAUGAAAAUACAAAGGGGGUAUCGAAGAUGGAGAGCCCAGAAGACAGAAAGAGAAAACUGCUCAGCCAGGGUGAUACAAGCUGCCUUUAAGAAAUGGUACAAGAGAAAAAUGGCAGAAAGAACUGCUGCUGUUGUAAGAAUUCAGUCUUGGUACAGGAUGCAGAGGUGUCUCCAUCAAUACAGAAAGAUUCAGAGAAGCACACUACUCAUUCAAGCCCAGUACAGAGGAAAUGUACAGAGGCGUCGCUUUCAGAGGCUGAAGCUUCAGCACCACUCUGCCAUUGUCAUCCAGAGUGCUUUCAGAGGGCAUACUGUCAGAAAACAAGUGGCAAAGAUUAGAUUGGCUGCAGUCGUAAUCCAGCGAAGGUUCAGGGCCUCUGUGAAAAGAGAUACAGAAAGGCACCUGUUUGUGAAGAAGAGAUGUGCUGCCAUUACUAUACAGGCGGCCUAUCGUGGAAAAUUGGCUCGGGAGUUAUUGAAAAAGCAGCACAAGUCAGCGACACUGAUCCAGGCCGCCUUCAGGAAGUAUGCGACGCAGAGACACUACCUCCUCAUGAGGAAAGCUGCUACUGUGAUACAGCAAAAAUUUAGAGCCACAACUUUGGCUCGUGAGACAAGGAAAGAUUACGCGGCUCUUAGAAACGCUGCCAUCGUUAUCCAAGCUAACUGGAGAGGAAGAGCUGACAGGAAGCAAAUAACAAAACGGAAUCGGUGUGCAACACUGAUACAGGCCUGCUACCGUCGACAUAUAGCACAAGAAGAUUACAGGUCAAAGAAGGCAGCGGCUAUCGUCAUCCAGCGACGCUUCAGAGCUUAUGUGGCAGGAAAGGCGAUCAGGAAAGCAUACCUGGACAAGAGAGCAGCCUGUGUUGCUCUGCAAGCAGGAUUCAGAGGCAUGAAAGUUAGGACAGAGAUGAAGAAAAAGCACCGAGCAGCUACUGUGAUUCAGUCCCGUGUUAGGAUGUUUUUAUGUAGAAAGCGUUACGUUCUCCUUCAAAGUGCAGCCGUUAUUAUUCAGAGCAGGUACAGAGCUCUAAUGAUCUGCCAGAAACAGCAACGUGAGUACAGACAGCUGAAGCAGGCCACUAUAAAGAUACAAGCUGUUUACAGGGGAUUUCGAGUAAGGAAAGACCUGCAGAUUAAGCACAAUGCGGCCACAGCAAUACAAGCUCAGUUUAAGAUGUAUAAAAUGCGCAUGAUUUUCCUCGCCACCAAAUGUGCCGCCAUCAUUAUUCAGGAGCGCUACAGGGCCAAAAUGAUCAGGGAUAAACAAAUGCAGAAGUACAGAGCUAUGAAGUCUGCUGCUGUAACUAUCCAGGCAGCUUAUCGUGGUUACAGGGUCAGGAGGGAGAUCGAACAAAUGCACAGAGCAGCUACAGUCAUUCAGAGAAAAUUUCUCACCAUGCAGGCGAGAAAUCAAUUCGUAGCUCUCAAGGCCGCAGCUUUGGUUUGUCAACAGAGGUACAAGUCUGUGGUGAUGGCACAAAGAGACCGUUGUGAGUUUCUGUCAAAGCGCAGAGCAGUUAUUUGUCUCCAGGCGGCCUGUAGAGGAUACAAGGUCAGACGGCAGCUGCGUUUGGAGCAUAUGGCAGCCAGGACUAUUCAAUCUCACGUCCGAAAGCACCAACAGAGAACUUACUACAAGAGCGUCUGCUGGGCUGCCAAAGUAUUUCAAGCACGUUACAGAGCCAAGAAAAAAAUGAGAGAGGAGAUGCAUGCUUUUAAAGCCAAGAGAGCGGCCGCCGUUGUCUUACAAGCUGCCUUCCGAGGUAUGAGAUCCAGACGAAUCAUGCAACAUAGAUGCCAGGCUGCUAGUCUUAUCCAGAGAGCUUACAGAGCACACUGUGAGCGCAAACAUUAUCUUACCCUAAAAUCCUCUGUGAUCACCAUCCAGCAGAGGUAUCGGGCAGCUAUGGCAGCAAAGCAGCAAAGGAAACAAUACUUGCAAAUGUGUAGGGCUGCAGUCAUCCUUCAGGCAGCUUACAGAGGACAACGGGUCAGGAAAGAGGUAGCACGUUGGCAUAGGGCCGCUACGAUUAUCCAGACAACAUUCAGGAAACACAGAGAGGAAGUCAAAUUUAAGGCAAUGCGUCUGUCGGCCAUUAUCAUCCAGAGACGCUAUCGCUCCAUUGUUCUCCAAAGACAAGAAAGGGAGAAGUUCCUAAAAUUAAGGAAUUCUGCCCUUGUUCUCCAGGCAGCUUUUAGAGGUCACUGUGUCCGAAAGAACGUCACAAAAAUGCACAAGGCAGCCACUGUCAUUCAGGCAAAUUUCAAGAGGCAUAAGCAGCAGGUGGCCUUCAGGAGGCAACGUUGGGCAGCCUGUGUCCUACAGCAAAGGUUUAGAGCUCAGAGACAGAAGAACAUGGAGAUUGAACAUUAUCAACAGCAGAGGAGAGCUGUCAUUUUAUUACAGGCGGCAUAUCGUGGCAUGAAAUCCAGACAACAUGUCAAACAGAUGCACCAGGCUGCCAGUGCUAUACAGAGAUCUUACAGAGCUCACUGUGACCGCAAGAAGUAUCUGGCAUUGAAAUCUUCUGUAAUUACUGUUCAGCGACGGUAUCGUGCCACAGCAGCAGCAAAGAAACAAAUGCAACAGUUUCAAAAAAUGCGUGAAGCUGCAGUAAUCCUCCAGGCAGCAUACAGGGGCCAGCGGGUUAGAGAGGAAAUUUGUCGUUGGAAUCUGGCGGCAACCGUGAUCCAGUCUGCAUUCAGAAAGCACAGGGAGGAAGUCAAAUUUCAGGCCAUGCGCCUCUCUGCCAUUAUCAUCCAGAGAUACUAUCGUGCCUAUGCUCUCCAAAGACAAGAAAGAAGCCGCUUCCUAAAAUUAAGGAAUUCUGCCCUUGUUCUCCAGGCAGCUUUUAGAGGUCACUGUGUCCGAAAGAACGUCACAAAAAUGCACAAGGCAGCCACUGUCAUUCAGGCAAAUUUCAAGAGGCAUAAGCAGCAGGUGGCCUUCAGGAGGCAACGUUGGGCAGCCUGUGUCCUACAGCAAAGGUUUAGAGCUCAGAGACAGAAGAACAUGGAGAUUGAACAUUAUCAACAGCAGAGGAGAGCUGUCAUUUUAUUACAGGCGGCAUAUCGUGGCAUGAAAUCCAGACAACAUGUCAAACAGAUGCACCAGUCUGCCAGUGCUAUACAGAGAUCUUACAGAGCUCACUGUGACCACAAGAAGUAUCUGGCAUUGAAAUCCUCUGUAAUUACUGUUCAGCGAAGGUAUCGUGCCACAGCAGCAGCAAAGAAACAAAUGCAACAGUUUCAGAAAAUGCACGAGGCUGCAGUCAUCCUCCAGGCGGCAUACAGGGGCCAGCGGGCUAGAAAGGAAGUUUGUCGUUGGAAUCUGGCAGCAACCGUGAUCCAAUCUGCAUUCAGAAAGCACAGGGAGGUAGUCAAAUUUCAGGCCAUGCGCCUCUCUGCCAUUAUCAUCCAGAGAUACUAUCGUGCCCAUGUUCUCCAAAGACAAGAAAGAAGCCGCUUCCUAAAAUUAAGGAACUCUGCCGUUGUUCUCCAGGCAGCUUUUAGAGGUCACUGUGUCCGAAAGAACGUCACAAAAAUGCACAAGGCAGCCACUGUCAUUCAGGCGAACUUUAAGAGGCAUAGGCAGCAGGUGGCCUUCAGGAGGCAACGUCGGGCAGCCAGUGUCCUACAGCAGAGGUUUAGAGCUCAGAGACAGAAGAACAUGGUGACUGAACAUUAUCAACAACAGAGGAGAGCUGUCAUUUUAUUACAGGCAGCAUAUCGUGGCAUGAAAACAAGACAAAAUGUCAAACAGAUGCACCAGGCUGCCAGUGCUAUACAGAGAGCCUAUAUAGCCUAUUGUGAGCGCAAACAGUAUCUGGCCUUCAAAUCCUCUGUAAUCACAAUUCAGCGGCGAUAUCGUGCUACUGCAGCAGCAAAAGAACAAAUACAGCAAUACCAAAAAAUGAAAAGUGCAGCUGUGGUCCUUCAGGCAGCAUACAGAGGCCAUCGCAUCAGGAGAGAGGUUGCAUGUUGGCACAGAGCCGCUACAGUGCUCCAGUCUGCAUUCCGAAAACACACAGUGGAGGUCAAAUACAAGGCCCUACGUCUGUCUGCCAUUAUCAUUCAGAGGCAUUACCGAGCCGUUGUUCUUCAAAGACAAGAAAGAGUAAAAUUUCUCAAAGCCAGACAUUCUGCAGUUGUUCUCCAGGCAGUUUUUAGAGGUCUUUGUGUGCGCAAGAAGGUUGCCAGAAUGCAUAGGGCAGCCAUUGUCAUUCAAGCCAACUUCAAGAGGCACAAGGAGCAGACUGCCUUCAGGAGGCAACGCUGGGCAGCCUGUGUCUUACAGCAGAGGUUUAGAGCUCAGAGACAGAAGAGCGUUGAGAUGAAUCAUUAUCGACAGCAGAGGAGAGCCGUCAUUUCAUUACAAGCGGCAUAUCGUGGGAUGAAAUCCAGGCAAAAUGUCAAGCGGAUGCAUCAGGCCGCAAGUGCUAUCCAGAGAGCUUACAGAGCCCACUGUGAACACAAGCAGUAUCUUAACCUGAAGUCAUCUGUCCUUACCAUUCAGCGAAAAUAUCGGGCAACUGUGGCAGCCAAAGCACAAAGGAAACACUACCUGGAAAUGCAACGCUCAGCCAUCGCUCUUCAGGCAACGUACAGGGGCAUACGGGUCAGAAAAGAGGUUGCUGACUGGCAUCAGGCAGCCACUGUGAUCCAGUCUGCAUUCAGAAAACACAGGGAGGAAGUUAAAUUUCAAGCCAUGCGUCUGUCUGCUAUUAUCAUCCAAAGAUUCUACCGUUCCUGGGUUCUUCAGAGACAAGAAAGAGAGAAGUUCCUCAGUGUGAAACAGUCCACCAUCGUGCUCCAGGCUGCUUUUAGAGGCUGGCAUGUCAGAAGGGACAUAGUUCGACAAAGUCAAGCUGCCACUGUAAUCCAAUCACACUGGAGAUGCUUGGUCCAGAGGCGACUCUUCCAGAAGAAGAGGGAGGCAACUGUAAAACUGCAGCACAGGAUCCGGGCUGUUUGGCUUUGCCAGGUGGAAAGGGAAAAAUUUACCCAAAAGAGGCAGGCAGCCAUCACACUCCAGACGCACUGCAGGGCCUGGAUUGCACGAAGAAAGGCCCUGGAGGCAGCCAAUGCACAGAGGAGGCUCCAGUUCACUGCAGCCAUAUUCCACCAUCUCCAUGCAAUAAAGAUUCAACGAGCUGUAAGAGCCCACUGGGCUCUGCAGUCUGCGAAAAAACAGAUUCAUUCUGUUAUCACCAUACAGCGUUGGGUUAGAGCCUGGUGUCAAAGGCGACAAUACCUGGAGGAUAAAAGGAAGGUGGUUACAGCCCAGAGAGCAGUGAAACGCUGGUUUUCCCGACGCCAAAAGGCCGCCUGUGUCAUCCAGCAGGCCGUCCGGAGGUUCCUUCUCCUCAGGCGCCAGAAGAGGGUUCAGCAGGGCAUUGUCAAAGCUCAGGCUCUGUGGAGAGGAUACCGCUCCCGCAAACUGAAUGAUAAUCCCAAGGUGGUAAAGCUGAGGCAUCGCUUGCAAAAAGUCACCGCUGGUGCCCGAGAGGAGGACAAACUGUGCAACAAGACAUCAUCCGCCCUGGAGUAUCUCCUUCGAUACAAACACUUCUCGUACAUUUUGGAGGCCCUGAAAAAUCUGGAGACCGCCACCCGGCUGUCCCCCGAGUGCUGCGAGCGUCUCGUAGAGAGCGGAGCCACCAACGUCAUCUUCACCCUCAUCCGCUGCUGCAACAGGAGCGUCCCCUGCAUGGACGUCAUCACCUACUCCAUUCAGAUCCUCCUCAACCUCUCCAAGUAUCACAAGACCAUCGAGGCGGUGUAUUCGGUGGAGAACUCUGUGGAGACGCUGCUGGACUUGUUGCAGAGGUACAGGGAGAAGGCGGGCGAUAAAGUUGCAGAAAAGGGCGGCAGCAUCUUCACCAAGGCCUGCUUCCUUCUGGCUCUGCUUCUACAAGACAAACAUCGAGCAUUGGAGGUUAUGAAGCUGCCCAAGGUCCUCGACAGGAUCCAAAGUAUUUACCGCCUCACCGCUCGCAAACACAAGAUGGAUGCGGAAAGAACUGUGGUCAAGCAAAAGAUGAACGCGUCGGUCAACGGGAGCUUUUACAUUCAAGCGACACCUCGUAAACCCCGUCCAGCGCCAAAAUUUGCACCGGAGUGGGUUCUCCGAAAGGAUAAGCUCAAAGACAUCGUGGACCCCCUGAGGGCCAUUCAGAUGGUGGCAGAGACACUGUCCAUCGUAUUGUAAAUAGAUGUUUUUUUUGUUGUUUUUUAAUGUCUUUCAAUCAUCUCCAUUUCCCAUUUUUAGACUGUUUUGAAUGUAUGUUUUCAUUCACUCAUUUCCUGUUGACGUGUUUUCCAUUAAAUGUACAGAAUAAAAGGAAUUUGCCUGUUUUUUU